Messenger RNA from Penaeus monodon (black tiger shrimp), 1214 nucleotides. RefSeq lists its product as uncharacterized. Gene Ontology annotation, biological process: regulation of DNA-templated transcription; proteolysis. The transcript has 2 exons. The record is from RefSeq and is a predicted model, not a curated record. Bases 85 to 1155 code for a protein of 356 amino acids. Gene Ontology annotation, molecular function: aspartic-type endopeptidase activity; DNA-binding transcription factor activity. NCBI's taxonomy places the organism in Eukaryota, Metazoa, Arthropoda, Malacostraca, Decapoda, Penaeidae.
AUCCAGCCAUGACGAAUUCCAUUAGCCUUUAUCAACACUGCACCAAGUCUUAUACCAUUUGUAAACACGCGUCUGUGAUUCACAAUGUCCAGGCUCUCUUUAAGUGGCGAGUUAAACGCAAAUAUGCAACACAACACGUUCGAGAGAAGUGAUACUUCUACCCUUCAGGAGUAUGUCACCUCCAUUCUUCCCGACUCGUUUCGGCCUAACUUCGGCGAGGACCUCGAUCUUCACAAGCCUCUAGACUUCGGUCAGGAGCCGCCGUGCUUGUGGCCUGAUGAAGAGGAUGGCGAUUUCAACCUCAGGUCUCGAGAUGCGGCAAACUACAACCUAGACGACCGGCUGUGGUCUGCUACUGAUGGCGACCUCAACCUAAGGCCUCAGGCUGAGGCAAACCACAAUCUAAACGCUGAUUUGUGGUCUACUUCCGAUGGCAACUCCAACCUCGGUUCUAGGGCUGAGGCAAACUACAACCAAGACGACUUGCUGUGGUCUGUUCCUAAGGGUGACCUCGGCCUUGGGUCUCGGGCUGAGGCAAACUACAAUUUAAACGGGGAUUUAUGGUCUCCUGCUAACAGCUACUUCAAUCUGAAGGGUGACACUGAUUCCUGGGCUGAGAUUGCACGCGCUGAGCCGAUCUGUUCAAGAAAACCGGAGAAGAAUUUCCAUUCUGUUGGGGAAAAUAUGUCCACAGCAACAAACUAUGAAAGAUAUAAUCAGAGAUUGUUUGACUUGUGGGACGAGGAACCGCGCCAGGACCAAGGACUUCAGCUUACAGAUGGUCCUUUGCUGCUGGACUCUGGAGCCUCUUGCAGCAGCACACGCACAGCAGAGUUCGCUGACGCUCUCUCGCCGCCCCCGGUAGGUGGAAGGAAGGGAUACCGUCACAGACACGCCCGGAAGUACCUGAACGACGAGUCUCUCCAGAAGGAACGGAACCGCGAACUCAAUAACGAGGCGUCGGUCGUCUAUCGGAAGAGGAAGAAAGAGGCUGCCUCAAAGACGAAAGAUCAGUUGCAACAUUUACAACAAGAAAAUGAUAACCUUUGCAACAAACUACAACUCCUGACCGUCCAGAGUGACUGGUGCCACGACGUCUACGUGAAGUACAAUGAUUACUUUGCACCGCCUCUCGACGGCAGCUUGCUUCCCUAAGAUAAAACCAUCAUGUGUUGCCUUCGAAGUGUUAUCAUCCUUAACCCUCUCAGUAUUUU